Tetrapisispora phaffii CBS 4417 is the source of this 771-nucleotide messenger RNA. RefSeq names its product proteasome core particle subunit alpha 4 (gene PRE6). The record is from RefSeq and is a predicted model, not a curated record. The transcript has a single exon. Gene Ontology annotation, biological process: ubiquitin-dependent protein catabolic process. Lineage: Eukaryota; Fungi; Ascomycota; Saccharomycetes; Saccharomycetales; Saccharomycetaceae. Gene Ontology annotation, cellular component: proteasome core complex; proteasome core complex, alpha-subunit complex; nucleus. Bases 1 to 771 code for a protein of 256 amino acids.
AUGAGUGGUUACGAUAGAGCUUUGUCUAUUUUUUCUCCAGAUGGGCAUAUUUUCCAAGUUGAAUAUGCUCUAGAGGCAGUUAAAAGAGGUACCUGUUCCGUUGGUAUUAAAGGUGAAGACUGUGUAGUAUUAGGUUGUGAAAGAAGAUCUACUUUGAAACUACAAGAUACUAGAAUCACCCCUUCUAAAAUCUCUAAAAUUGACAAUCAUAUUAUACUUUCGUUUUCUGGUUUAAACGCCGAUUCCAGAAUUUUGAUUGAAAAAGCAAGAAUUGAAGCCCAAAGUCACAAAUUAACGCUUGAAGAUCCUGUAUCAAUAGAAUAUCUAACUCGUUAUAUUGCUGGUGUCCAACAAAGAUAUACACAAUCAGGUGGUGUUAGACCAUUUGGUGUUUCUACAUUGAUUGCUGGUUUCGAUCCAAAUGAUAACAAACCAAGAUUAUAUCAAACAGAACCAUCAGGAAUUUAUUCCUCCUGGACAGCUCAAACUAUUGGUAGAAAUUCAAAAACUGUAAGGGAAUUUUUAGAAAAUAAUUACAAUAAAGAUGAACCCCCAAAAAAUAAAGAAGAAUGUAUUAAAUUAACAGUAAAGUCUUUAUUGGAGGUAGUACAAACCGGUGCUAAAAAUAUUGAAAUCACUGUUGUUAGACCAAAUAAUGAUAUUAUAACUUUAGACAAUGACGAAAUCGAUAAAUAUGUUCAAGAAAUUGAACAGGAAAAGAAACAACAACAGGAGGAAGAUAAGAAGAAGAAAAAGCCAUCCUCCACAUAG